Messenger RNA from Aedes albopictus (Asian tiger mosquito), 792 nucleotides. Its product is annotated as general odorant-binding protein 67. Gene Ontology annotation, molecular function: odorant binding. Bases 99 to 680 code for a protein of 193 amino acids. The transcript has 4 exons. The record is from RefSeq and is a predicted model, not a curated record. Lineage: Eukaryota; Metazoa; Arthropoda; Insecta; Diptera; Culicidae.
ACAGUACAAAUUUGGUUUAAAAGCAUCGGUCGAACACUGAGCCGGUAGUAGAUCUGUUUUUGCUCUUGACUCCCAUUGAAAACGCUCAGAACUGCAACAUGAAGCUCGAGUUUGCUUUGCUUACAGUGGUCGGUUUGAUUGCUAUGUCCGUCGGUCAGCAACCAAUCAGCCAGGAGUGCAUGACCCGUCCGAACGACAAGAACCCAAAGGAAUGUUGCAAGGCACCACAUGUCAUACCGCCCAAGGAUCAGUUCAAGGAAUGUAUGCAAAAAUUCCCGAAACCGAGUAGCCCUCCCACGCCGGGAAGUGCACCUCCACAUCACAAUUGUCUAGCGCAAUGCGUGUUUGAGCAACAAGGCAUCAUGACGGACGGUGUGGUGAACAAGGAUGCUGCGAGCAGCAAGAUGGUUGCCACGCUGGGAUCAUCUCCCGAGUGGGAAACAGUUGCGAAGAAUGUCGUUGAUACCUGCUACCAAAAGGUGUCCUCGCUAGGGGCGCAAAAGGACAGCGAAGGAUGUAGCGUAAUGGCCGGUAGCUUCAUGGACUGCAUGCCUUCGAUGAUGUUUACCAACUGCCCUGCCUCGGCUUGGACUGCCAGCACCGAAUGUGAACAGAUGAAGGCUCACUUGCAAAAGGGUUGCCCCAUUAUGACCUUGUGGAAAGGACCGCCACCACAUUAAGAUGACAAUUACACAUAAAAAAGAAAUAUUCAGAAUGACUUUGAUCAUGUAUUAUAAAAUAUAAAAUAUAAAGAACAAAAACUCACACAUUCCAAUAAAACUCUUUCUUUUA